This is a messenger RNA of Seminavis robusta, 775 nucleotides long. Lineage: Eukaryota; Bacillariophyta; Bacillariophyceae; Naviculales; Naviculaceae. The record is from the annotation of a GenBank genome assembly.
UUCGCCUUGCACACAACGGUACAGCUUGUUCACCUCUAUCAUUCAACAUUCUCACCAAAGACAACCAACAACCAUGACAAGCUUCUCUCGAGAUUCGAACAACAGCCUCGCCGCGUUUGAACUGGCAUUGCCAUCCUCUUCUUCUAUUGUAUCCAUGUUGAGCAGUGCGUCUUCUUUGUCGUUUUCUUCUGUCGACUCGGCCGCCGAGCGAAGACGGACCAUGCAACAACGACGUCGACUUCCCGCCAAGAGGAACCGUUGGCAAACGGGCAAGGCGGCGGCUUCUGGAAGAGCCUUGCGUGCUCCGUGUCGACAGCAGAGCAAGAAAACUCUCUUGGAAGCGGCUGCCGCUCAUCAUCAAGGUCCCUCUGUCCCCCGCCGCAAACGCAGCAACGCCAACCUCAUGUCACAGCAGGAAGCUCCCAUGGCCAUGCCAGCUCGCAAGAAGAGCAGCACCAGUCUCAUGAUGGUCGACGACGAUGAAGGCGACGUGGAUCCCAUGAUGGGAGACAUGAGCAGCAACAGUCAUCUGGAUGGAGAGGAACCUUGUGGCAGAAGGGGAAGUGCCACCAUGGCUCUCAUGGCGGCCGCCGACAGCGAGCAAUUUUCAUCGUCCAGAGACAGCUAUCGCUUUGUCGAAGAGCUGCUGACAUCCUUCCCCGUUCCGUCGCCAACAUCGUCCACCAGCAAAAUGGGCGUAUCUUCCAUGUUGUCGUCCUCACGGAAACCAAGUGUCAUGGACAUGACCUACGUGGCUUCCUCCGCAAGAUUGUAA